AGUCCCAGCGGCGCCUGCGCACUAUGGAGCAGGGUGGGGAUGACGCGUGCGCGCUGCGUGAGGGUGGGGCUAGUGCGCACGCAGCCUCAGCUCCUACCCCGCCCUUGCUCUUCCCGGUUUCUCCGUCAGCCUGCGGCUCCCGGCUGGCGGCUGCUUCCGAUAGGAGAGCGGUGUAGGGCGAGCAGGUCUCAGCUCCUCGUCAUGUCAUACGGUCCCUUAGACAUGUACCGGAACCCGGGGCCCUCAGGGCCCCAGCUCCGGGACUUCAGCAGCAUCAUCCAGACGUGCAGCGGCAACAUCCAGCGGAUCAGCCAAGCCACUGCUCAGAUAAAGAAUUUGAUGAGCCAGCUAGGAACUAAGCAGGACUCAACCAAGCUACAGGAAAAUCUGCAACAGUUACAACACUCCACAAAUCAGCUCGCCAAGGAAACAAAUGAAUUGCUGAAAGAAUUAGGGUCCUUGCCCCUUCCCUUAUCUGCUUCUGAACAGCGCCAGCAGAGACUUCAGAAGGAACGCCUCAUGAAUGACUUCUCUGCAGCCUUAAACAAUUUCCAAGCUGUGCAGAGAAGGGUAUCCGAAAAGGAAAAGGAGAGUAUUGCCAGAGCAAGAGCUGGAUCUCGUCUUUCUGCAGAAGAGAGGCAAAGAGAGGAGCAGCUGGUCUCAUUUGACAGCCAUGAGGAGUGGAACCAGAUGCAGAGCCAGGAGGAUGAGGUGGCCAUCACUGAGCAGGAUUUGGAACUUAUUAAAGAAAGAGAAACAGCAAUUCGGCAGCUGGAGGCUGACAUUUUGGAUGUCAAUCAGAUAUUUAAAGAUUUGGCCAUGAUGAUCCAUGACCAAGGUGAUCUGAUUGAUAGCAUAGAAGCCAAUGUGGAAAGCUCAGAGGUACAUGUUGAAAGAGCCACUGAACAGUUACAGCGAGCUGCUUAUUAUCAGAAAAAAUCUCGCAAGAAGAUGUGUAUCCUGGUGCUUGUCCUGUCAGUGAUUGUUUUAAUCUUGGGACUCAUUAUCUGGCUAGUUUACAAAACGAAGUGAUUGCCUCCGAUCCUUCUCUCACUGAGCUGUUUUCACCGGCAAGUUGGAGUCUUGCCAGAACAAACUGAUCACAAGAAGACAGCAUACUGUCAUCCUGUAAUAAUUUAGUUAGAAACUAACUACUAACUAGUCUUUGGAAUUAGUGACCUAUGGAGACAGUGUUUAUCAAUUUAUUGAUUUUAUUUCUCAAAUUAGGAAUUAACUUACGUGGAUUUUGCUUUCUCUUGUAUUCUGAUUGCCCUUCAUCAUCCCAAGUGCUUACUGAAAAUUCCAUUCUAGAUACUCUUGUUUUGACAAAUGACACUACAGUCUUGUAAUAUUGUCUUUUAUGUAUAUACAAAAUUUAUCUUUUUACUAGCAACUGAGAUAGAAUUACUUUCUGGCACCCAGUAUAUUGGAGUCUUUCAGAAACUGUAUAAUAGGCCAGCAGUUUUUAUUAUUUAACAUUUUCAUUUGAAUUUCUAAGAAGCCUAUUCUCUACUUUGAAAGAUUUUGGUACUAUAUUUAAUUGAAAGGUAAAAAAUAGUACAUGUGAUCCAGAGUAAAUGAGAAGUCUCUGUCUGAGCUGGUCAGUUACUGGAGUACAUGUUACUAAUCUGGUUUAAAGUUUACUUCUUUAUCUGCUAGUGUCAUCCACAGCAGUUCAUCUUCAUCCACACUAAGCCAUCUUGUUAGCUUUUUAAAGAAGUUAAUUUAAUUAACAUUACUAUACUCUAUGGGGUCCCUCUCCCACCUGUCUGCAUAGAAAGGGAGAAUUAGACAUAGCAUGCUUUUGAAAAGCAAAUAGGAAUUGUUGGGAAUGAUUUAAUCUUUUCGUUGUUGUUCACUUGUGGUUCUACAUUCCUGGUGAAUGAUGAAUGUUGCUGUCGAAGUGCUGACCCCUACCUUAUAAGGGUUGUUGGGCAUUUGAAGACAGGAAGAUUUUUAAAGAUAGAUUGAGGUUGGUUUAAAAUUUACUCCUGUGAACCAACAAUAAAGCAAAGAACAGGUUCAUUUUUGUAAAUAAUACUGGUUUUGAAUAUGAUAUUAGACAACCUAAUUUAUAAACAAGAGUUUAAUCUCUCCAUGCGUAGUUUUAGGCAAAAAAAGAUGUUUCAAUAAAAUUGCUGUCUUGUAAUAUAAA
Molecule: messenger RNA, 2155 nt
Organism: Callithrix jacchus (white-tufted-ear marmoset)
Lineage: Eukaryota; Metazoa; Chordata; Mammalia; Primates; Cebidae
Gene: STX12
Product: syntaxin 12
Biological process (GO): autophagosome assembly; vesicle fusion; intracellular protein transport
Cellular component (GO): SNARE complex; synaptic vesicle membrane; synaptic vesicle
Molecular function (GO): SNARE binding; SNAP receptor activity
Source: RefSeq, a predicted model, not a curated record